Boleophthalmus pectinirostris (great blue-spotted mudskipper) is the source of this 8648-nucleotide messenger RNA. RefSeq names its product ras responsive element binding protein 1a (gene rreb1a). Gene Ontology annotation, biological process: regulation of transcription by RNA polymerase II. Gene Ontology annotation, cellular component: nucleus. Gene Ontology annotation, molecular function: DNA-binding transcription activator activity, RNA polymerase II-specific; RNA polymerase II cis-regulatory region sequence-specific DNA binding. Lineage: Eukaryota; Metazoa; Chordata; Actinopteri; Gobiiformes; Gobiidae. The record is from RefSeq and is a predicted model, not a curated record.
GAGACUGGAGACAAACACGUGAUGAGCCCUGCUUAUCAGGUUUAGUGCGAGAGACACACGGCGCAGCGCAGGCCCCGAGCCCCGCAGGAAUCCGCCGCAAAAACUCCGGAAAACGGGAGAAAAUCUACUUCGUCCACGAGUUUCAUCACCACGGAGCCCGCGGACGCAGAGUUUUUUUUCCAGAAGAGGAGAGAAGGAAGCGAAGGAAGCAACAGGAGGAGGCGAGCGAGGAGGGAGGAGGCAGGAGGAGGAGGAGGGAGAGUCGGAGUAAAGUUUGUCCAAGUUUGCACAUCCCUUCGGAAGGAAACGCCAUUUUGAUUGCUCUCCUCUCCGCCGCAGCCUCCUCUCCCGCUGCGGUUCUUCCUCGUCGGGGGCUUCGGCGCAUCUCUCCCCGCCCGAGCAUCCUCCCGAACCCGACCGGAGCCGGGGCUUCGGAGGGGCUCUUCCCCAGCCCACGGGCCCUCCUCCUCCCGCCGCCGCCGCUGCCGCUGCCGCUCCAUCCCCAUCAUCCCCCCUUCGCCACGAUGUCCAGGCGCAAGCAGCCCAACCCCAACAAAGUCAACCCCGUGAUGGAGACGAGCGAGGACCCGAGAGACCUGAGCCCCGACCAGAGUCCAGACCCCAAACCAGACCAGAGACCAGACCUGAAACCAGACCAGAGUCCAGACCAGAGUCCAGACCCAAAACCCGACCAGAGUCCAGACCUGAAACCACAAGAGGCCCACAACGAAAAAAUGAACGGUUUGUCAAAUCCGGAAGAAAAAUUAACAAACGGAGAAUCAGAGGAACCCAUGGAGACCGAACCGGAACCUGAGACCAAACCUGAGUCCAGACCAGAGUCCCGACCUGAGACCAGGCCCGAAACCCGACCCGAGUCCAGGCCAGAGUCCCGACCCGAGACCGGGGACCUGUCGUCCAUAAACGAGAUGAUGUCAGCGGUGAUGUCGUCGGGGGUGAUGUCAUCGUCGACCAUAAAUGGAGAGGGGGAGGAGCCAUGUGAGAGCGCCGCGUCCGCCAACUCAGCCGGACCCUCGCCGAGUCCGUCUCCCACAAAGACUCUGACGUCGGCCAUGAGAGCCCCGCCCAGCAGGAACCAGAGACGCACACAGGACUCCAGAGACGACAGUGCGUUUGUGUGUCCACUGUGUGACAAGAACUGUCAGACCCAACACCAGCUCACCAUGCACAUCCGACAGCACAACGCCGACACCGGGGCGUCAGAUCACAGCUGCAGCAUCUGUGGGAAGUGUUUAAGCUCCGCCUCCAGUCUGGACCGACACAUGUUGGUCCACAGCGGAGAAAGACCCUACAAGUGCUCUGUGUGUGGACAGACCUUUACCACCAACGGGAACAUGCACCGACACAUGAAGAUCCAUGAGAAGGACCCGGCGAGUGGUCUGGUUCUGCUGAGCCCCCCCUCCCCCUCCCCCACCAAACGCCGACGCCCCAGUGUGAAGAGGAGGGGGGGCGACGAGGGAGACGAGCCCCCCAGCAAGAAGACGGUGGAGGAGGCGUGUGUGGAGGACUCGUCUGUGACUCCGACUAAAACAGUAGAAGAAGAGCUGCCCUGCCCCAUCUGCUUCAAAGUCCUGACGUCCAGACUGGAGCUGGACGCACACAUGGACACACACCCCGACACCACACUGAGGUGUGACAUGUGCUGUCUGACGUUCCGGACUCACCGCGGGCUCCUGCGUCACAACGCCGCCGUGCACAAGCUCCUCCCCCUGGACCCGAGCGGACGCCCGUUCAUCCAGAACAACCCGUCCAUCCCGGCGGGCUUCAACGAGCUCGCCUUCAUCGACUUCUCCUGCGCCAAGUUCAGCCUCAUCGCACAGGUUUGGUGUGAGACGAAUCUUCGUCGUUGUAUCUCAAAGUUCCAUCGUUUUGUUUGUGAGUCAUGUGAUCGGGCGUUCCCUCUCUCCUCCGCGCUCGACCUGCACGACUGCUCCGCCCACAAACCCGCCGGCGUCCAAUCGGGAGCCCAGGACCUCAAAGACCCCGCCCACAAACCCGCCGGCGUCCAAUCGGGAGCCGGGGAACUCAAAACCCCCUCCAAGAACCACCAGGAGAACCAAGACCAGACCACGGACCAGGACCAAGACCAAGACCAAGACCGGGACCAGGACCAGGACCCGGAGCAGAGCAGAGACCAGGGGCAGGAGGGUUUUCUGGAGGCUCUGGGACUCAAACUCACGUCUAAGAUCCCUGUGGGUCCGUCGGAGGCCGAGCUGGUCCAGGCUCGUCUCGACAGUAUAAAGACGAUCCCCGUGGACCCGUCGUCCGUCCACACGGAGGCGCUGUCGCUGGGCCUGGCUCUGGGCGUGCCGCUGUUUCAGACCGGCUUUCUGCUUCAGUCGGAGGGCGGGGCCACGGGCUCCGAGGCUCCGCCCCUCGUGGACCUGGCGGGUCUCCAGCACAUCCUGCAGGUGGCGGCGGCGACGCCCAAUCAGAUCGCUCUGAGCCUGAAGGGCGGAGCCACAGGCGUGUCGUCUCAGAAGCCGCCGCUGAAGCCCCGCCCCCCUCCGGCCCCUCGCUGUGGUCUGGCGUCGACUCCUCCUCCUCCGGCGCCGGCGUCUCUGGGCUGCAUCUCUCCGUCUCUCCCUCCUCCCGCUCCUCUGUUCAACCCCCCUCCCCCUCCCUGUCCCCUCGCUCUCCCCUCCUCCCCCCCUCACAGUACUUCCCUCUCCCCGGACGACUCGGUGAGCCGUAAAGCGGCGGCGGCGGGGGCGGGGUCUCUCUCGUGCCGUUACUGCGCGCAGACGUUUCAGUUCUCGGCUCAGCUUCAGGCUCACCUGCGUCAGCACCUGGGGGCGCUGCAGCUCGGCGUCCUGCCGCAUCAGUGUAACAUCUGCGAGUACGUGGCGCCGGACAAAGCCACGCUGAUCCGCCACCUGCGCACGCACAGCGGCGAGCGGCCGUACGUGUGCCGCGUGUGCCACUACCCCUUCACCGUCAAAGCCAACUGCGAACGCCACCUCCGAAAAAAGCACAACAAGACCUCGAGGAAGGACAUCGAGAAGAACAUCAAGUACGUGACGUCCACGGCGACCAACAACAUCACCGCCGCCCUGACCGCCGCCGCCGCCACCGUCGCCAAGGCCCAGGCCGAGGAGGCGGAGACUCUGUGUCGUUUCUGUGGGGAGGAUUUAAAGUCGUACCGCGCGUUACAGAUUCACCUUCGGACGCACAACGGCUGCCAGAGGAAACCGUUCGAGUGUCGCCGCUGCGGCGCCGCUUUCCUCGCCAAACGAAACUGUAUCCACCACCUCCUGAAGCAGCACCCCGAGGUGCAGGAGCGAGAGAUCGAGGAGCACAUCCAGACUCUGCCCCCGGCCAAUCUCGCCGCCAACGUCACCGCUAACGCCAACGUGGCGGCCCAGAGCCGAGCGGUGAACGGGCUGCAGAGCGUGAAGCUCGAGGCCGUUUAUCCCUCGGACUCGGAUCAGCCUCUGGACUUUUCGGCCAAAGCGUCUCGCGGCGCCGCGUGCGGCGUGAAGACGGAGCUGAUCGAAGGGGGCGGGGCCAGCGACGAGCCCAUCGACCUGUCCGUGCCGAGCAAACGCCAACGCCGCGACCCCGACGUCAAACAGGAGAAGACCGCCGACGUGUCCAGAGACGAGAAGAUGGCCGCCAACGUCCUGGCCUGUUUCCUGUCGUCCUCGGGCCCCGCCCCCUCCGGCUCCGCCCCUUCCUCCGCCGGCCCUGCCCCUUCCUGUCUGCGGGCGGCUCGUCUGAAGCCGCUCCUGCCGAAGCCUUCGUCCGCGUCCUCGGAGCUGCCGCCGCUCGCCUCCAUCGCUCAGAUCAUCAGCUCCGUCUCCACGGCGACCGACCUGCUGCGGCGGGAAACGGUCACCGCGGCGACGGUGGCACCAGGGGGCGUGGUUAAAGCAGGAAGUGCAGAGGUGAGGGCGGAGCCAGACAGAGAGACGACUCAAGAGGACGACGAUCCGGCCAGGAAACGUCCUCGGAAGAAGCCGGCCCCUAAAGGCCCCGCCCUCGACCUGGAGUCCAGCGGAGAAUUCGCCAGCGUCGAGAAAAUGUUGGCGACAACCGACGCCAACAAGUUUAGCCCAUAUCUGCAGAGCGCCCAGAGCACCCAGAGCACCCAGAGCACCCAGAGCACCCAGAGCACCCAGAGCACCACCAGCACCACCAGCACCACCAGCACCCAGCAGGGGGCGCAGGGCGGAGCCAAGAAAGAAGACGCUGUGUCAGAGAAUAAGGAGGAGCCCAAAGCUCCAAAAGGAAAGAAAAACGCCUACUCCAACUCCGCCCAGAAGAUGACCUGCCCCUUCUGCCCCCGAGUCUUCCCCUGGGCCUCGUCCCUGCAGAGACACAUGCUCACGCACACAGGUCAGAAGCCGUUCCCGUGUCCCAAAUGUGACGCCUUCUUCUCCACCAAGUCCAACUGUGAGCGCCACCUGCUGCGCAAACACGGAGUCACCAACAGAACCCUGCGGAGGAACGGAGCGCUGGUCAAGAAAGACGAGGAGGGAUCCCACGAGAGCGCGGAGUCUCAGUCUGAAGCGGAGCCGGUUCUUCCUGAAUCGGAGCCGAAACCCUCAGAGACAAACCCCGCCCCCAACUCUCCUCCGGUCCAAUCAGAGCCUCAGGGGGAGGAGCCUGCUGCAGUGAACCCCGCCCACAACCCCAAACAAGAUGGAGCUUCGCCGGAGCAGGUCUCGACCAAUCAGAGCGAGCCAUCGGCGCCGCCACAGGAGGCGCUGGAGAGCAGCAGCACAGAGAGACAGAACAGCGGAGCAAAGUCGGAAAGCGCCGACGAUGACGAUAAUCACAGCAACAAAAGUCUGGACCUGAACUUCGGACGCAAACUCAUCGACUUUAAGCUCAGUGCUGCCCCCAGUGGCCCCUCCCAGGACGAGCAGCAGCCCCCCGCCAACGCCGCCGCCAACGCCGCCGCCAACACCACUAACCCGGACUCGGGCUCGUCCAAAGAGCUCAAACACGUCUGCCGCGUCUGCCACAAGAGUUUCCGCUACAGCGCCACCUUAACCCGCCACGAGAAAGCCCACGCCAACGAAGAAACGACGAGCGCGACGGAGGAGAGGGAGCGAGAGAGCGAGAAGACGGAGGAGCGGACGGAAGAGGAGGAGGACGAGCGCGAGGAAGAGGAGGAGAAGAUGUCGGAGAGCGCGUCAGAGCGAGAGGAGCGCGGCGAGAGCGAGCUGGAGAGCGCUGACUCCGAGUCCGAGGAGCGAGCGAGACGACGGACGCAGCGACGACGACAGCGGCUCCGAGGGGCGGGGCCAGGCCGGCGACGAGGGGCGGGGCCAGGCCAGAGGAGAGGGGCGGGGCCAGAGCGGAGCCAACAGUCGAGUCGACAAACGCAAAAAAAUCUGCAACGUCUGCGGGAAAAAGUUACUGUGAGAGAGGCUCAGGUCCUGAGGUGUUUGAACUCAAAUGUGGAGAACCUGGAGAACCUGGAGAACCUGGAGAACCUGGAGAACGUGGAGAACGUGCUGUGUUUCUCAUGUUCCCUGUGUUCCUCAGGAGAACGUCCGUACCAGUGCUCCACCUGUGAGAGGACCUUCACUCUGAAGCACAGUCUGGUCCGACACCAGAGGAUCCACCUGAAGCCCAGAACCACCGACGAGACGGAACACGGCGAGGAACACGGCGAGGAACACGGCGAGGAACACGGCGAGGAACCUGGAAACAACCAGGAACCAAACCCGGAGAACCACGAAGAACCCAACGAGGAGCCCAGAUCUGCUGAGGAGACCAGCGAGGAGGGGGACUCGUGCACGCCCCAGGCCACGUGCACACUCGCAGAGAAGAAAGGAGAAGAUCAGGAGGAAGAAGAAGAACCGAGCACAGACCGAGAGCAGGAGUCCGAGAAACCUGCUCCAGAAAUGAAGCAAAAAACAUCUGGAAAUGUGGAGGAAACUUUGGAAAACUCUGAAAAAAGUUUGGAAAAAGGAUCUGAAAUCCCAAACACAAAAGCGGCCGAGGAGAAACCAGAAGAAGCCUGCAGUGAGACCAGGUCUGCAGAAGCUCCAGAGGCUCCAGAGGCUCCAGAGGCUCCAGAGGCUCCAGAGGCUCCAGAGACGGGGGGCGGCGCGGCUCACGGGGCCCAGGAGGAGAGCUCCGAGUCUGGGCAGACGCGGCCGCAGCAGACCCCCCCCCCGGAGCCGUCGGGGGGGCGACAGUGACUCGUCACUACUCCUUUUAGAAUCGACAAAAACACGAACGAUUCUGGAACGAAACGGACCUAAAGAAACCAAAGCCGAGAAGAAGCUUCGAAUCUGAGUUUGUGUUUAGACUUUUAGAGUUUUGAAUUUACCAAACGUGUUUCUCAUCUGAAAUAUGAAAUUUAAAGCUGCAUUUUCUGGUCCGUGGAGAUGUUGUCGCUUUGUCUGGAAUGUUCCGCAGUGCGGCAGUAAACCUUCCUAUCGUCACGGAGACCAAACCAGACCAAGUUCCAGGUCAGAUCUGUGGAGAGGCGACGCCGCUCUCCGGUUUUCUACGUCGUCUUGAGCAAUAAAACCACCUGGAAUCGAAUAAACGUUUAAUGUGACACUGUGGAACAUUCCAGACAGAGCAGCGACGUCUCCGUAGAAACGGCACGACAGAAAAGUGACACAGUGCAGCUUUAUUAUUAUUAUUAUUAUUAUGAUUAUGCAAAACGUCGCCCUGUUUGUUUUUCCUGUGAGAAUCAGAUUUAAGUCAAAGAAUCGACCAAAUGAAAAACCACUUUGCACUUUUGCGUCGGUUUAAAAAGAAAAAAAAAAAAAAAGUGGUGCUGUUUUUCGACACGACGACUUUAUGAAAUCUCAGUGUGAGUUUUUGGAGGAUUUUGGACACGUCCGUGACAAAAGCACAAGGAGAUGAAGCUCGUGUUUCUCCCGUAAAUGAAAUGAAAUAAAAUAAAGACGUUUUAAAGGGAGUAGUGACGAGGCUUUUGUGCCAAACGGAAACGUCUCUGCGGGAAAAAACAAACAAACAAAAAAACGUCUCUGAUUUGACUUUGGACUCAUUUCUUGAAGUGCCUUAAACUACUACAGCGACGCAGCGUUUUUAUAGCUUUUAUCAUCAUUCUUUUUGUGUGGGGACUUUGAAUUUUCAGCAAUAAAUGAUUUAAAUAAUUCUUGUUCUAGGAUAUUUUUUUUGAGAAUUUUUGAUCGAUAUUUCAACAGAAACUCGGAGUGAUUCUAUUUAAACGGAGGACGGAGUAUUUCUUCACCAGCACGAGGACUUUUCAUAACUGGAAACCGCCGCGGGAAACGUCGAGACUUUGGGGACGUUUUGGGGACGUUUGAGUCGCAAACGCCGGCUUUGUUUUGUUUUGUUUUUUUCGCUGGUUUUGGAAAUGAACUCAAACUUGGAAAAAAAAAAAAAACCUAUAAAAACAAAUUCCAAAAUGGACUGAGAAAUCUUUAUAAUUUAGCGGAUUUGUUCCUCUUUUUCCGAUCAUUCUGAGCUGAUUUUUGUACAGGUCUGACGCUCGUAGAAUCGUGUUUUGAGUUGAUUUCGUGUGAUGUUUUUUUUUUUUUUUUUUGGUGGCGGAAAUGACGUAGUGUAACCAAUUCUAAAGCGAACAAAGCGCGUGCACAAGCGUCUCGAAGUGUUCAGUUCAAAUCUACAAUAACAUUUGAUAGUGUUUUUUACCUCAGCUUUAAAAUCCUUCGUCUUCCUGCUCGAGGCUAAGCUAACGUGCUAGCUGUUUGCCAAGGAGCUAACAGCGCUAACGGAGCUAACUUUUGUAUUAAUGAUAUAAAUAUAUAUAUUUUAUUUUAUUUUUUUCUCAUGGAUCUAUUAAAUUAACUUUUUCUAACUGAUUUUUCUGCACAGUUCAGACUUAAAGGGCUUUUCCUCCGAAUCACGAUGCCUUAACGCCGCGAUCACCGACCGAACGGCGACUUCGGUUUGUCAAAUCGUCAAAAAGAUUUCAACAAUAAAAAUAAAAACAAUAAAAACAAUAAAACUAUAGUAUUUUACAGUAGUGUUCAUGUAAACAGACAGUUAAGCUACACACUCUGGUCCCGGUUUAGUCCUGGUUCAGUCCAUUUUUACGUUGAGACCAGGUUUAGUUUUUGUUAAAUCCUGGUUUAGUUCAGUUCUUUUUUAAGGCUGAGACAGGGUUUAGUCCUGGUUUAGAUCUGACUUAACCUGGUCUCAACCUAAAAAAAGGACCAAACCAGGACUUAGUUUUGUUUUAGACCUGUUUUAGUUCUGGUUAAACUUGGUUCAGUCCUACUUUAGUUUUUGUUAAAUUCUGGUUUAACUGAGUCCUUUUUUUAGGCUGAAACUGGGUUUAGUCCUGGUUUAGAUCUGACUUAGUCCUGGUUCAGUCCAUUUUUAUGUCGAGACCAGUUUUAGUUUUGUUUUAGACCUGGUUUAGUUCUGGUUAAGGCCUGGUUCAGUCCUGAAUUAGACCUGGUUUAGUUCCGUUAUCAGUCCUUUUUUAGCCUGAGACUGGGUUUAUUUCAGGUUUUGUCCAUUUUAGAUUAAGUCCUGGUUUAGUCCUGGUUUAGUCCUGGUUUAGACCUGGUUUAGUCCUGGUUUAGUCCUGGUUUAGUCCUGGUUUAGUCCUGGUUUAGACCUGGUUUAGUCCUGGUUUAGACCUGGUUUAGUCCUGGUUUAGUCCUGGUUUAGACCUGGUUUAGUCCUGGUUUAGUCCUGGU